AUGACGGUGGAGGUCGCGCGGGCGGGGAGGCGCGACGAUCGCGCGCCGCGCACCCCCGCCGCGAGCGUCGACCGGCGCGCGGCGAGCCCCUGGACGGACGCGCCGGGACCCGCCUCCCCGGCGGGUCCCUUUGCCUUUCGCACGCCCGGCGCGACGAGCGCGACGAUGUGGAGCCCGAGCGACGAGCGCGGGAGGCCGACGUCGCCGCCGCGAGCGGGAGCCGCCGCGCCGCCGCCAUCCGGGAACGUGUUCACGCACGAGGAGAAGCACGCGCAGGCGGUGAGGGCGGGCGAGGCGCGCAGGGCGUCGUCGUUCACGGCCAGGGAGACGAUCCUCGACGCGGUGCGCCAGAUGAUGGAGAGGCGGGCCAAGGAGAGGGAACGCGACGGGCGCGACCCGCCGCCGGUGGACGACGACGACGACGACGAUGAUAUCGUGAAGCUCAGGACGUCGCGCGGAUCCCUGUUCUCCGUCGAACAGAUCCGCGAGUGGCGCAGGCGGGCCAUCGCCGCGCAGGUCGCCAUGCGUUGGCGCAGGAAACAACAACGCGAAUCCACCUGGUCGUUCGCGGUGGAGGACGGCGUGAGACACGUCCUCGGACUGGGUCCCGCGCCCGACGACCCGGACGACGGCGUUGGGCCCGUCCGUGCGCCGCCCUCGGACGAGGGGUACACGCGCCGACGGAGCGGAUACGCGCCGCACGUGCUCGCCCGCGGCGGCGCCGUCGCGUGGUAUCCGAAAACCAAACGAAAACCAAACUCAAAGGAAGCUCCGGGCGCGACUGGCCCUUUUGGCGACGCUCGCGAGCCGUGGGAGAUCGCCGCGGACGAACGCGACGCCCGUACGUACGAGAGGACGUCACGGCUCCCGUACGUCACGGCUGUAACGCCCGUAACGCCCGAUGAGUCACCGGAUCCAGCGCCGGAGACGUCGCGAGAGGAGCGCGAGGUGCGCCGAGAGGCGGAGAAGGAGCGAGCGCGCCGAGCCGCCGCGGAGAAGAAGGCCAGGUCCGCCACGUUCGUCGCCAGAGCCGUCUCCGUCGUGUCCGCGUUCUCGCCGUUCAAGAAGGCGGCGUCGUCCGUCGGGGCGUUCAAGGAGAGCGCGGAGGACGUGCAGGAGCUCGAGGAGCUGAGCAGGGAGGAGGAAGGCGCGAGGAUCAUGCGAGCGAUUACUCCGGGGCGAAACGGCAUCUUGGGCGCGCUCGCGGACCAGCGAAGGAGGGAGAGGGAGGCGAACAUGCCCCUCGCGAUGAAGCUCGCGGGCGCCGCCGCGGAGCAACGCGAGCGCGAGGAUGCGGCGCGCAAGGCGAGGGACGCGGCGGACGGCAAGGUCACCGCGGUUACGCGCGUGUUUCAAACCACGAGGGGUUGGAGGUUCUCGAAGGAGGAGAUUGACGCGUGGAGGGAGGCGGCGGUGGUGGCGGACGUUCGCAUGCGGUGGAAGCGUCGCAAGCGUAAAGAGAGCACGUUCGCGUGGAAACUGGAGGAGGCGGCGAGGGCGAUGCUCGCGAUGGGUCCCAACGUGGAAGACAUGCGCGUGGCGAGGGUGCCGGGAAAAACGCACUCCAGGAACGUCGUCGUGAGCGCAUCCAACGGGAACGGUAAUGACGGGAACGGUGACUCGUCGUCUGUCGCCGGGGCGUCCAAGGCGUCGCGCCGGUAUGAUGCCGCGUCCACGAGGUACGAGCACGUGUCCGACGCGAGCCUGAGCCGCGGGGCGUUCGUCACCGCCCCGUUAGCGCACAAGCUCCCCAGGGUGGACGCGAUCAAAGUCGCCGCGCCCGCCGAGCUCAGUCGCGAGGAACGCGCGCGGAUCAUCGAGGGCGAGACGCGGGGUUUGACGGCUCGAACGCGGUCGAUUCAGGCGAACGGGGACUUCAAGACGGCGAGCAAGUGGCGCGUCGCGCUAAAGGCGCCCACCGAUGCGCUAAAGUCCGACGUUCCCAUGGACGACCUCGAUGCGAGCCUGGCUGUCACUAAGGGCGGUGUGUACUACCAGGAAAAGAACCGGGAUUUGCCCCUCGCGACGGAGCCGAAGGACGACACAGACGUCGCCGCGCCCGUCGUGGAAAAGGACGACCCGUACUCGCUCGAAGGCCGCCGUUGCACGUGCGACGACACCGACGCCAUCGUCUCCGGUCCCGGCCGCGACGCGAGGACGCUCGCCAAGACGGUGCGGCGGUGCCCGGUGCAUUUCCCGUUUGGGUGGCACUCCGAGCACCGACCGCCGCCGCGGCCGGCGCCGUCGAAAACACACGGCGUCACCUCCGACCGCAACACCUCCGUCGGACUCGUCACGGCCGCGGGCGGUACCGACGCCGGGUACGUCAUGUACCAGACUUCUUCGCACUUCUACCUCGCGUCGCACGACUACUCGGGCACCAGGUGGAGGCUGGCGAAGAUUGACAGACGAGCGGAUUCGUUGAACGUCGUCGAAGAUGAAAACGAGUACACCGCCCAGGACAUCUGGGCUCUCAUCUUCGCGGUGCACAGGGGUAACGAGCACGCGGGUGGGUGCGAGGUUUUAGCGCGCGGUUCCGGUGUCGUCGCGUUCCUCCAGUUGUCCGCGACGAGGGAGGACGACGACCCGGCGGGGGCGGCGGCGACGUCGACAGCCGCCGCCGUCGCGCGAGCGCAGGCGCUUCACGCGGAUCGCGUCCUCCGGGAUAGGCGGAAAACCCGCGCACUCGGCGACGACGGCCGACCGCUCGACCGGUGGGAGGAACGCGGUGACGCGCCGUACGCCGGCGGGCACGUAGCCGCGACGACGAUGGACGCGUGUCUGGUCUUUUCCGGUGGCGACGCGGUGACGGUCAAUCGCCGGGCUCGGACUCGGUCGGAGGCGCUCGGCGCGCAGGUGGACGGCGGCGCGCUCGUCGCCGAGGUGCGCCGCGCGACGCGCGCGCUGAUGUUCGAGGAGGGUGCGGCGGACGGCGGGCGCGGAGACGACGCGCGAGCGGCGCCCCCGCUGGGGCACCGCGUGGCUCCCGCCGAGUCUGAGUUUGCGACGCUCGAGCCGGGCGAGACGCUGAGGCUCGGCGCCACCCACAUCGCGCGGCUCACCGUGGGCCACCUCACGUCCACGGAGCCCAUCCGCAGGCUGGGCAUCGGGAGGGACAAGGACGCGAGACGGAUCGGGUGCGGCGCGAGGAAGUGCGCGGGGGGGUGCCGCGGGGGCUGGAGCGGAGUCGUGGGCUGGGGCGGUAACUGCCAUUCGUGCGGCGACGCGGGAGCCGACGACGACGACGACGACGACGACGACGACGACGCCAAGGAACCGCCCCCGCUUCGCGAGCUGGCGCGACUCGAGAAGGAUGCCACCCUCGAGGCGUGGUUCGGGCGAUACGUGUGGCGGGGCAUGGACGACGACAGCGAGAGCGAGGAGGACGACGCGCCGUCCGCGAGGCUGAUCCCGGCCAACAAGGGAAGGCGGAGGGGAAGCGACCCGACGCUUAUCAAGCUGCGGUUCCGGCGGUACCAGGCGCACGCGCGCACGUGA
This is a messenger RNA of Micromonas commoda, 3498 nucleotides long. RefSeq lists its product with no specific name. The transcript has a single exon. The record is from RefSeq and is a predicted model, not a curated record. Lineage: Eukaryota; Viridiplantae; Chlorophyta; Mamiellophyceae; Mamiellales; Mamiellaceae. Bases 1 to 3498 code for a protein of 1165 amino acids.